AUAAACUCGUGUGGUCGGUUGCUGUACGUUCAGGGUGACCUGCCCGGCGCGGAGGCGCUGUAUCUCGAGGCGGUGGGGGGGAGGCGAGAUCAGCUCGGCGACCGGCACCCGGACACACUCGUCUCGAUCCACAACCUCGGCAGGCUGCUGAGGGCCAAGGGCGACCUGAACGGCGCGGAGGCGCUGCUCCGCGAGGCGGUGCUGGCGAGGCGAGACGUGUUUGGCGGCCGGCACCCGGACACGCUCGCCUCGAUCGAGUUCCUCGGCACGGUGCUAAAGGCCAAGGGCGACCUGGACGGCGGGGAGGCGCUGCUUUGCGAGGCGGUGGAGGGGCAGCGAGAGGCACUCGGCGACCGGCAUCCGAGCACGCUCCACUCGAUCAACAGCCUCGGACACCUGCUGUGCGACAAGGGCGACAUCGAGGGCGCGGAGCCGCUCUAUCGCGAGGUGCUGAAGGGGAACAGAGAGACCCUCGGCGACCGGCAUCCAGACACGCUCGCUUCGAUCGCCUGCCUCGGCAUGCUGCUCGACGACAAGGGCGACCUGGACGGCGCGGAGCCGCUGUAUCGCGAGGCGCUAGAUGGGACUCGAGAGACACUCGGAGACCGACACAUGUACACGCUCGGCUCGAUUGGCAACUACGCCGACCUGCUCUGCCGACGCGAUCCUGUACAUCCCAACCGCGCGCGGACGGCGAUGGGUGACGCGCCAGAGGUGGCGCGAGAGGUCUUAGGAGCAGACCACCCA
This is a messenger RNA of Emiliania huxleyi CCMP1516, 747 nucleotides long. RefSeq lists its product as hypothetical. Lineage: Eukaryota; Haptophyta; Isochrysidales; Noelaerhabdaceae. The annotation marks the transcript as partial. The transcript has a single exon. The record is from RefSeq and is a predicted model, not a curated record. Gene Ontology annotation, molecular function: protein binding.